Messenger RNA from Limulus polyphemus (Atlantic horseshoe crab), 612 nucleotides. RefSeq names its product beta-1,4-glucuronyltransferase 1-like. Lineage: Eukaryota; Metazoa; Arthropoda; Merostomata; Xiphosura; Limulidae. The record is from RefSeq and is a predicted model, not a curated record. The transcript has 2 exons. The coding region runs from base 1 to 612 and encodes 203 amino acids.
AUGAAUGCAUCUAGUAUUGCAUACCGUAUAACAGAACGCAAAGCCACAACAAAAGCUGAUAAUUUCUAUAGUAUUAGUAGAGCUCAGGUAAGCAAUAAUCUUCCUUACCCCAUUAACGUCGCCAGAAACGUCGCCAGAUUAAACGCUAAAACACAUUACGUCUUCGCUUCAGAUGUUGAGUUGUAUCCCAGCGAAAACAUAAUUCCUCGGUUUCUUCGUCUUGUGGAGAAUAUGAAAAAGAAAAACUCAAACUUCGCGACGAAACGCCAGGUGUUUGUGUUACCCGUUUUUGAGGUGAAGUCAGGAAUACAACCACCGACAAAAAAAUCAGACUUAAAAACUCUUAUGGAAACUAAUCUUGCCAUAUCUUUCCAUCAAUAUGUUUGUGACGUAUGUCAUCGAAUUCCAAAUCUGGAUGGAUGGUUACAGACUAAUGGUUCAAUAGACAGUUUGAAGAUUUUCAUCACCACUAAAAGAAAAUAUCAUGGGAGAUUAUUCGGGUGGGAACCCUUUUUCAUUGGGACCAAUCAGGAUCCGUUGUUUGACGAAAGACUGGUGUGGAACGGAAGAGUGAAUAAAAUGCAAGUCGUAAGUAAACAGUCUCGUUUUUAA